AUGGAACGGUCGAAAACAGCACCAUUGGAUUUGGAAUUUUUCGAGUUCGACGAGGGAACGUUUGAGCGCGUUGAAGAUGGCCUACUCUGCCUUAUGGACCAUUCCAAUCGCUGGCGCAGUUUGAAAUUGCGCGGUUACGAUCAUCCCCAUAUCACUCUGCCUCCAGCCUUUCGACAGCUUCGAGGUCAUCUUUCGAAUCUACAACAUUUUCUGUUGCAUUAUUCAUGGCGGAACGCCGACAUGGUUUCCUUCACUUCCGACCUGGACAUCUUGAGCGAAUGUCCCUUGUUGACUUCGAUCGAGCUGAAGAUUCAAAAUCCGCUGUUCAACCCCCACUUCCCAUGGUCUCAAAUUCAAUCUCUAAAACUCGCGCACUGUGGUCUCUCACAAGUAAGGCGGACACUGGCCUCUUGCAACAACCUCAAGCGCCUAGAGUUGUCGUACUUUCUUUCGGGCCCUAUUACCACUCUUGACCAAUUACGAUGCUUGUCUGUUGAACGAUUGCUAGACGAUGAAUUUUUCCACUUCUUCCAGUCGUAUAACCUCCCGUCCUUGUCACACCUCAAGAUCCGUGACGGAUGCUUGGAUCUGCAUUUCCUGGAAACUUUCCUUAAUUGUUCAUCUUGUUCCAUCACAUCACUUAACUUGGGACUCCUACGUCUCUCUGAUGUGGAUUUACUCCAUCUUCUCACACUUGUACCCAAUCUCACCACUUUCUCCUACGAAGAAUAUUCAGAGCCGAUGUUGCGCUCAGAAGGAAGACCCAUGAAUCAGGUCGUCACGACCACAUUUCUGCAACAGCUCGUCCUGGAUUCAGGUGACGAACACUCUACCCGUUUUCUUCCCCAACUGGAAGACCUUACUCUCACAAUCUACCCGCUUGAAAAUUCCGGCCGACAAGCACUUCAACACAUGCUCGCCUCGAGAUCCACUGGACAACUACGAAAAUUCACCCUCGCUGUUAGGGAGGUCGAAAAACAAGUAUCGGACUAUGAGUCACUGCAAUGUUUUAGAGACGUCGGAAUCCAGAUCCAUCUUUGGUUGACAUGA
Marasmius oreades (fairy-ring Marasmius) is the source of this 1050-nucleotide messenger RNA. RefSeq lists its product as uncharacterized. Lineage: Eukaryota; Fungi; Basidiomycota; Agaricomycetes; Agaricales; Marasmiaceae. The coding region runs from base 1 to 1050 and encodes 349 amino acids. The record is from RefSeq and is a predicted model, not a curated record. The transcript has a single exon.